AUGGCAAACGUCUCUGGCCCCGACCACCAACACAAGGAUGUCACCCCUCCUCCUGCUGUGGCCCCAACCCCCGCCUCGGCUGAGCAACCCACCGCGCAAGCACUUACAGAACCCCCGCAGAAACAAAAUGAUCAGCCAGCACCUACAGCUGCAUCUGCAGCUCACAAUGACAAUGACGAUGACGACGAGGACUCAGACCUAGAUGAUCUCGAUGACGUGCUUGAUGACUUCUCUAAACCAAAGCCUGCUCCCGUGCAGCCUGCGCUGGCUCAAGAUGCCCCACCAGCAGCGGGCGACUUCGACGAAGAUGCCUUCUUGAAACAGCUAGAAGCCGAUAUGGCAAACAUGAUGUCCCCCGGCGCGUUCCCAGGCGGGACAGGGACAGCAUCCGAUCUAAACCUCCAAUCAUCCGUUGAACAAGGCGCAGAUGCAUUCGCUAAACAGCUAGAAGAAAGCGGGAUUCCACCAGGUGACUUCUUGAAACAGCUUCUAGCGGACGUGAUGGCCGAGGAGGGCGGUGAUAGCAGUGGCGCUGCUGCUGCUGCUGCGGCAGCCGCACUAGCAGGUGCGGGUGCAGGAUCAGAACAACUAGCACCUAGCGCUAGCGCUAGCUCCAGUUCCAAAGAUGCGCCCGCACCUAUAUCUGGCUCAGCGAAGCAAACCGAUGACGAACAACCAGAGUCCUUUAAUGAUGCGAUUCAACGCACAAUGGAGCGCAUGAAGCAAUCGGGUGAUCGGGCGACGGAGGCAGCUUCUACAGACGACGGGUUAUCGGAUGAUAUGGUUGCGCAGCUGCUUAAAGCUAUGGAGGCUGGUGCGGCGGGCGCAGGUGAUGAGGGGGAUCUAACGAAGAUGUUCAUGGGGAUGAUGGAACAGCUUUCUAAUAAGGAGAUGCUGUAUGAGCCUAUGAAGGAGUUAGAUGGAAAGUUUGGACCAUGGCUCGAGAAGAAUAAGACCGAGGGAAAGGUUUCGCUUGAAGAUAUGACGAGGUAUGAGGCGCAGGCAAAGGUUGUGAAGCAGAUUGUGGAGAAGUUCGAGGAGAAGACGUAUUCGGACGAUGAUGCUAAGUGUCGGGAGUAUGUGUGGGAGCGUAUGCAGGAGAUGCAAGCUGCUGGUAGUCCGCCGGAGGAACUUAUUUCAAAUCCACUUAUGGAGGAGGCUUUAGGAGGAGGUGCCGCUGCAGCUGCAGGCGCUGGAGGCGUCCCUGAUUGCCCACAGCAAUGA
Molecule: messenger RNA, 1224 nt
Organism: Penicillium angulare
Lineage: Eukaryota; Fungi; Ascomycota; Eurotiomycetes; Eurotiales; Aspergillaceae
Gene: pex19
Product: putative peroxisomal membrane protein receptor Pex19
Exons: 3
Coding region: 1-1224 (407 amino acids)
Biological process (GO): protein import into peroxisome membrane
Cellular component (GO): peroxisome; peroxisomal membrane
Source: RefSeq, a predicted model, not a curated record